AUGAAAAGAAAUUCUUAAAUUGAAAGAGAAGAUUUAGAAGCCUAGAUUCCUUCAUAAGAUGAUAAAAAAUAAAUAAAUACAAACUUAAAUGAAGAUUGUGAUUACAGAUAUUCAAUCAAUUAAGCUCUUCACUAAUCUCUACUCAAUUAUGAAGAUGAACAAAUAAUUUUGAAAAGUGAUCUGUAAAGCAAAACUCAAAAUAACAUUUAUGAUAAAUAAGAUAUAAAUUCAGAAUAAGUUAAAACAAAUAUUUAUUAUAAUUCUAUGCAAAUACCAAGUAUGGAAUAUCCUUAUAAUAAUAGUAACUCAUACAAUCAUGACUUAAAAAUUGAAAUACCAAUUCCACCUCCUCCAGCAAUGGAAAAUUAAUUAUAAAUAAAAUAACCAUAAAAUUAAAUUAAUGAUAUGUAUUAAAUACCUAUAAGAGAUAUAAAAGAAAUAGAGUACUGCAAUCAUAGGAAUCCAAAUUAACACUUAUAUAUAACUAGUCCUUUAGUGUAUGUAUCUGCUAUUUUAUUAAUUUUAUUCCUCGGAGGAUUAGUUACUUUGAUUGUGGCAAUAGUUAUUAUGGCAAUAGCUUCUGAUGCAUUAGAUUCUGACUGUCCUUGUGCAUCAUGCUGUGAUAGCAGUUGUGAUUUUUGUGAUAAAAAUUGUUACUUUUCUUGUUUUAACUUUUUAGAUAGUUGCUGUGAGAGUCAGUAAUUAAUAUCAUCAACUAUAGAUUUUUCAUACUACUCAUAAAGAUAAAACCGAAAAAUGGAAUAUAAUUAGUAUUAAAUGAAUCAAAAAAACCCAGGUAUAUGUGAUGCUAUUGAAAAUUGUCUAUGUUGUUCUUGUUUUGAUAUUCUCUCUACUAACAAGCCAGUAGAUGGAUGCUUAAUGAAUAAAAUAGAAGUUUAUUGUACUAAUUGCAAUUCAAAGCUAAAAGAAUAAUACACAGGAUAAAAAUAUAUAUGUCCAUCUGUAACCUUGGGCAUAAUUGGUUUUACUUUAUUAGGAAUUUCUAUCCAUUUCUAUUUACUCUUAAAAUGA
Messenger RNA from Tetrahymena thermophila SB210, 1032 nucleotides. Its product is annotated as transmembrane protein, putative. Lineage: Eukaryota; Ciliophora; Oligohymenophorea; Hymenostomatida; Tetrahymenidae. The transcript has 2 exons. The record is from RefSeq and is a predicted model, not a curated record.